AUGGCACUAAAUAACUUUAUGCAUCCUCGUAAUAUUUACAGGAGUCCCCCAGAUUUUGCUAAGUUAGCAGCUACUUAUCCUGAGUUUAAGUGCAUUUCAAAGCUGGAUCUGUCUGGAAAAGUCACAAUUGAUUUUAAGGACCCUAAAUCAUUGAGAAUUUUAACCAAAUGUUUGUUGAAAUCAGACUUCAAUGUAGAUAUUGAUAUUCCUGAAGAUAAAUUAGUCCCCACACUACCCUUGAGACUAAAUUAUGUUCUAUGGAUUGAAGAUAUAAUGACUGCUAUUAAAAGAAUUGAAAAUAUACAGGGUUUGGAUAUUGGUACUGGAGCUUGUGCUAUUUAUCCUGUCUUAGCAGCAAUCAAAAAUAAAUGGCAUAUGAUAGGGACAGAAACUGAUGAGGAUAGUGUUAAGAAAGCUCAGGAAAACAUUAAGAAUAACAAUUUGGAAUCACUUAUUAAAUUAACCAAAACACCUUCGUCUACAAUAAUCAGCUAUGCAUUGGAUGAGGAAAAGGAUCAGUCAUUUGAUUUUUGUAUGUGCAACCCUCCAUUCUACAGUAGUGUUCAAGAUCUUUGUGAUUCACGCAAUCCUACAAGGCCCCCUCCAAAAAAUGCUUUUACGGGAUCACCUCAAGAACUUAUCACAGAAGGUGGAGAAUUGAACUUUUGUAGAAAAUUAAUUACGGAAAGUCAUAAAUACAAAGAUAGAGUUAAAAUUUUUACAACAAUGAUUGGCCACAAGUAUAAUUUAAAGGAAUUAGUGCAAGACCUUAGUGCUGAUGAAAUAAAAUUUACGCACACAGAAUUCUGUCAAGGUCGGGUGACACGUUGGGGCCUUGCAUGGACUCAUCAAGACUAUGAUAUCUAUAAAUUGAUUGGUCCCAGAGACAAAUUACGAAAAAAGAAUACACCAAUAAUAUAUUCAUUACCAAAGCUAUCAGAUUGUACUUAUAAUGUGGAAACCUGUACAGAAAAAAUAAGGUCAAUAUUUAAAAGCCUUGAUGUUGAAUAUAAAAUCCUCAACAAAAUUGGAAAUAAAUUUACAAUGCAGUUUACUGCUAUCAAAAAUACAUGGUCUCAUCAACGGCGAAAACGAAGAUUAUUGAAAGGCGUUGAACAAAAUAAUGUUAAGAAAAUGAAAGUGAAUGAUGAUGAGUCUAAUAGAGAUGACAUUCAUAAGGAGAUCAGCCAUUCUGACACAAUAAAAGAAGUCGAUGUUGCUAAUGGAAACAUUAACAAUAACGCAGAAUAUUUUAAAAGUACAGAACCACUUAUACAAGCAUACUUAAAAGUAUUUAAAAAAGAUGAUAAUAUAUUCUUUGAAGUUGAGUAUUUGGAUGGUAGUGCUGGGAAAGAAGGAUUGCAUCAAAUAGUACAAUACAUAAAAAAUAAUUGGAAAUAA
Messenger RNA from Chilo suppressalis (striped riceborer), 1401 nucleotides. NCBI's taxonomy places the organism in Eukaryota, Metazoa, Arthropoda, Insecta, Lepidoptera, Crambidae. The record is from the annotation of a GenBank genome assembly.